GUCAGCUGCAGUCAGCUGUCAUGUUAUUCCAUCAAUUUGUGAUUCGUUUCUGACAUGUAAAUUAAAACAUAACCGAAAAUGGAGCAAAGAUUGACUUCUCGUGAUUUCUGUCUAUAACAAUAAUGAAAGUUUUUCACGUUUUAAUUUAUUUCGCGUAUUUUAAAGGUUAACUAUGACCAAAUUAUGGUCGAAUAUAAGAAUAAAUUUUUGCCUGUAGACUUAUUAAAAAGAAUUCUUUGAUGUUGCCAUGGAUACGGGAGCACAUUGUGGACGCCUGGCAUAGCAGAAAGAGUUCAAGGGCCCAGAGGAGGUCCUUGAUUCUUUCUUCCAUCAGAUCAGGGGUUCCUGAGAAUCGUAACAACGCAAUGCUUAUGCCAUCGUCUUCAACACUUGAAACAUUUACCAUUAAAAUAAUAAGUUUGGAAGGAUCUGUUUUUGAAACAACCGUCAAACCGGAAUUCACUAUUGAAAAAGUCAAAACAACAGCAAUGAAACAUUUUUACGAUCAGGAUGAAUCAAAAACUGCUUCCAGUUUUCGUCUCGUUCACGCUAAUAAUUUUAAAGUACUUGAUGAUGAUCACAAAUUAACUGAAGAAGACUGCCAAAAUUUCGACGAACUUCUGUUGUCGGAAAUUCGACCUCUCGAAGGUAAAGAAAAUUUAUCCAAAGAAAAUUUGAAGGGACCGACUGAAGAUGAAAUAUUAAAUGCAACCGCAGAUUUACCGAUAAAAAAUCCUUCGCGACCUAUGCCAAAUUCAAGUUGUCCUGUUGAUUUUCAACAAGAGAUUCACAAGAUUUUAAUAACCCUUGUUCAAGCAUCGGCCAAAAUUCUCAUGUACAGUCCAGAUGCAGAUAAAUUUUAUAAAAAUAUUAGAGAGAGACUGGAGACCAGGUACAAGCCGCCAAGCGAUCCGAAAGCUGUGAAAUAUCUCAUGGACAUGGGUUUCACGGAAAAUAAAGUCAUCAAAGCGUUACGCUUAAGAAAAAUGAACACGGCCGAGGCACUCGAAUGGUUGAUAGAACACGAAGAUGAUGAAGAUGAGGAGGAUUUGCAACUUCCUGUUCUCGAUUUAGACUCAAUAAUGGCCGGUCCCAGCACAUCAGACGAAACAGGGUCGAGCAUUGAGCCAAAUCUUAUUAAUAUUGUUGCAUUGACCUUGGAGAGCUUCCGACAGUAUAAAAAAUUGGAAUUCAAACCUAGUCCUAAAAUAGUGCAUUCUCUUCAAGAAAUGGGCUUUGAGGAGAAGAAAAUUAUUGAAGCACUUAAAGUCACUGGAAACAAUCAGUCGAACGCUUGUGAAUGGUUGCUGGGGGAAAGGAGACGAAGUCUGCAGGAUUUAGAUGAAGGAAUUAAACCAGAAGAACCGAUUUACAAAGCAAUUAUGACUAAUCCUCAUAUUCAACUUAGCCUCACGAAUCCAAAAUUUUUACACGCUUAUUUAUCAAUUCUGGAAACACCAUCCUCGACAAAUUUGUGGAUUAACGAUCCCGAAGUAUCUCCAGUUCUUAGUCAAAUUUUUAAAACAUAUCACGCAGAAAAACAUGCACUCGACAUGGGACAAUUUAAUAGCUAACGAUUCAAGAAACUGCGUAACAGCGUCGACAGAUUUUCUAUAUAUUUUCCGAACAAAAUUUACUCACAACUUCAUUUUCCAAAUUUCGGUGAAAAUUUUUUUGAUAGGUACAAAUGAAUACAGAAAAUGACCUUGAUUCCUUUGUUUUUAAUAUUGACAUUGAGUUUUUUUCAGACAAAAAAGAAAUUAAAUUUUUUUUUCUUAUUUCCCUAUGCUCUUAUUUUUCGAAUUUUCAUUUCAUUGUCGCGGAUGAAAAUCAAUAUUACUU
Molecule: messenger RNA, 1842 nt
Organism: Leptopilina heterotoma
Lineage: Eukaryota; Metazoa; Arthropoda; Insecta; Hymenoptera; Figitidae
Gene: Kpc2
Product: ubiquitin-associated domain-containing protein 1
Exons: 9
Coding region: 240-1574 (444 amino acids)
Molecular function (GO): protein binding
Source: RefSeq, a predicted model, not a curated record